This is a messenger RNA of Clonostachys rhizophaga, 1038 nucleotides long. The record is from the annotation of a GenBank genome assembly. Lineage: Eukaryota; Fungi; Ascomycota; Sordariomycetes; Hypocreales; Bionectriaceae.
AUGCUUGGCUUCCGCCCGACUCUCCGUUCAAGUGGAAAUGGCAAAAACCUCUUCGACGAUUUGUUGCGGCUCAAUUCCGCUGUUAACUCCGGCGAGUUCGAUCUUGAUCGUAUUAAGCUACUCGUAAGGGCAGCCAUCACCGACAUUCCCGACGAUACAGUUAUCUGGAAUCAUCUCUACGAAGCUGUUACAGAAUCCACCCCGCCUCCCCGACCAAUACCUUCGUCGAUCCAACAAACGCCGUUGAGUCAGAACACGAGCGGCCUGGUUAUCUCAUCAGAGUUCCGCCAGGAUGUGGACCCGAUCCUUAAGUCGGAGCUCGGGCCACUCUAUGCUGGACUUCCUAAUUUUCACAAAGUUUUCUUUGGAGACGUGUCGGACCUCGACAGGGUUUCUGAGACCGUUUUUCGCCGGUGUACUGAAGGCGAUCAUCUACUAUUUACUGACGGUUGGACUGAAUGGCCAGCAACCGCCAAGGAGAGCGACGUGGUGGCUUGGUUUGGUGGCAUAAUCCCGAAGCUGGAAGCCUUCGCAAGCGACCGCAUUCCGACUCCAACGACUCGGCGAAAACUGUUGGCGCAACCCAGGACUCCCUUGAUUAGCUCCACAGGCAAACGCAGCAUGGAUAUCGGCUUUGUUAACAGUGAUAUCAUAUAUAACCUUGACUCUGAAGAUUCGAGAUAUCGUUGGUCAUAUAUCCUCGUUGCUGGCGAACUGAAAAGCAACCCGAAGGCGGAUACCGCGUCGAUUGUAUGGAUUGAUCUUGCAAGGUACGUGAGAGAGAUUUUCGGCGCCCAGGAGGACCGUCGCUUCGUACUGGGCUUCACUCUCUGCGGGUCUCUCAUGAGAGUAUGGGAGUUCGACCGGCUUGGGGGGGUCGCCUCCGAGCAAUUUGAUAUUAACAAGGAGGAUGGUGGACUACGGUUUGUGAUGACAAUCCUGGGAUUUCUACGGAUGAAUGAGGAGAUGCUCGGGUUUGACCCCACUAUUAGAGCAUCCGGCGAUGAGAAAUAUAUCGAUAUUGAACGAAACGACUGA